Molecule: messenger RNA, 2327 nt
Organism: Chelonoidis abingdonii (Abingdon island giant tortoise)
Lineage: Eukaryota; Metazoa; Chordata; Testudines; Testudinidae
Source: RefSeq, a predicted model, not a curated record
ACAUGGCCCACAGAGAAUGCUCAGGCACUUUAAGCUCCAAGGGUGGAAGUAUCCUUUAGAUUUUUCAGGUCCUGAGGUCACAGCUGAGAAUUCUUGUAGCAAGUUCUAAUUAUACUAUAGUAACUGGGAGAGUGGGGGCAUAAGGGAGAGAAGGGUCCUAGUUGUGCAGACAAUCUAGAUGGAUCUUCCCCAUGGAGGGCCGGAAGUCCCAGAUCUUCUGCCUCCUUUUGAUUACUGGGGCUGUAUUUGGUGAAAGCUCAGGUCAUUAAUGGUGAUGGGAAUAUGAGGAUAGCUCUUACCUGGGUCAUUAACACCAGUGAUUUAUUUUGGGUCAUAUUGACUGUAUUUCCUCAACUGAGCAGUGAUAGUAUUUCACUUCUGAGAAAGUUAGUUUCCAACAAUCAAAAGGGAUUCUAACAAACAUUAAUCCAAAGCUUUCCUGAUGUGGCCUGGGAAUCCUCUGGCCUCUUUCUGUGGGUUCCGGGCCUUUAUUUGGACUAGAGGUUUGGAACUAGAGACUUUCAGCAGAAAAGUGUGGGCUGGUCAUAGACUUAAAGCUUCCAGAGAAGGUCCCCAAAGUGUGAUACUACUGUGCAUGUGUAGAAUGGCUGGUGUUCACCUCCCUAUGGUGGGUGCACUGAUCCUGUUUGUACCUGAGAAACACAAGGAGAUCCCUUCUGUCUAGCUUUUGUCUGUGGUCGCUUGUUUUGUGGGGUGCCAGAAUAAGUGAGGUUUCCCCUUCCUCCUGCCUCUGCAGGGUUUGUUCAUGUUCCAAUUCCAACCCGAAAAAUCCUCCCAUUACAAAGGGCUAAUGCUCAGCCAGUAUUAUCAAGGCACCCACAAAGAGAGAAUAUGAAACAGCUCAUCUAUGGGAAGGAAAAUGAGCUGGUUUAUGUCUUCAUCCGCAUUAACAGUGCAGGGACAGUCCUGCCCUGCUCCUCUGAACAGCUGGGAACAAAGAUGUGGAUGGAUCAAGUUUACAAAUGGACCAAGGACACUGGGCAGGAAAUUCAAGAUUCCAAAUAUUGCUCCAUACUGGAGAAUGGAUCCCUAGCCUUCAAGGACUUUGGCCCAGAGCAGUCUGGAAUCUACAAAUGCAGUGUCUCCUAUUCCAAAGAGGACAAGCGCUAUACAAAGCACUUUCAUUUCUUUGUCAGGGCUUAUCACAGGCCAGACAGGAGUGUGGAGAUCCAGUCUGCCUUUUACUCUCCUCUCUGCAGCUCAGCAACCAACAGCAUCUACAUCCACAGCUUUCUGGAGCAUUUGAAUGGGCUAGUGAGGAAUCUCAGCUGUGAGGUCUUUGAAAAAUACACUAAGUGCAUCUGGCCCUCGCAGGAAAGGAACCACUCUGAAAUGUGGAUGACUGUGCUAAUGUUUCCUUAUGGAGUCAUGUGGGAAAUUCAUUGCCCGCCAGAAAGCAUGAGCAAAAACUGUGAACAAGAGAUCGAGGAUCGCUCUAAAGAGGCCUAUGAGAGAAUUCAUCACUCCGUCGAGGUGUUGAGUGAGGUUCAGAUACGUGAGGGGAAUCUGCCUCCUUUACACUACAAAGCUGGGUCACUUCUGGCCUAUAAGGUGGAUCACUGUAAGCCUGUAAGUAACACUACAGACGGGUGUUCCAACUGUUGCAUUGCUUGUUCCCCAGGGCUAUACAGCUCACUGAAUACAGUCACAUGUGCCACUUGCCCCCUGGGUUCUUACAAUGAGCAUUAUGGGAAGACAGAGUGUAAGACCUGCACAAGGAGCUUGGUGAAUCACAAAGGGGCUACGUCCAGUGAAGACUGCGUCCCUGCCAUCUCACGUUUGGUGGUGCUGCUGUGUGUAUUCACCUUUGGAGUCACACCACCCAUCCUCUUUGUUUCAGUGUACAUUGUCAUGCGACUGUUUUUUUCUCGGACAAAGUUGGGCAAAGCUCUGCUCCACAAGGAGCUGGAGUUCCUGCACAAACUGACUCUGUGUGAUGGGGAUACAUCUAAGAAGCCAGGCGAAGAAUCCAAGAGACCAAGGAAGGGGGAAAAUUUGUUCCAACCUCUCCAAGCUGCCCCAAAUGCUGUGGGGCCAUUCCCUGGGUCAGAAGCUCCACCACCAGAGAUUUAAUCCUCACUUUGGUCCUAGGCACAAUUAUGUGUCUUUGCAGGAAAUUGAAAGAAAAUUUUCAAAAGUGUAGAGAAAUUUCAGGCCAAAUAAAUCUAAAGAAAAUCAUUAAGAAGGGUGGGUCCUGAAGCUGACUGUGCAAGGUGUGCGGUGCAAGCUUAUAAACACAUGACUUUAGAAGAGAGUCACUUGCUCCUCUCGCAUGUGACUUUUCACAGCAGAUAUUGAAAUAACAA